Messenger RNA from Polyodon spathula (Mississippi paddlefish), 1831 nucleotides. Its product is annotated as insulin receptor-like. The transcript is spliced from 3 exons. The record is from RefSeq and is a predicted model, not a curated record. Gene Ontology annotation, cellular component: insulin receptor complex; axon. The coding region runs from base 858 to 1805 and encodes 315 amino acids. Gene Ontology annotation, biological process: positive regulation of kinase activity; positive regulation of MAPK cascade; multicellular organism development. Gene Ontology annotation, molecular function: insulin receptor substrate binding; insulin receptor activity. Lineage: Eukaryota; Metazoa; Chordata; Actinopteri; Acipenseriformes; Polyodontidae.
AACAUUAAAAAAAGGAAGGACUUUUUUUUUUUUUUUUUUUUUUAUGAAAAAGGAAAAGCAAUCUGUAAGAUUUUUUUUUGAACGAAUGAUUUCCUGACGGUUGAUGGGAUGCAUUGUAUUUUUAGGGGACGUUUUAGCACAGUGAUUUCCUCUUGAUAAGGAAAUCGAGAAAAGCAAAUAUCGUGGGAAAAUAAUUGUACUAUAAAAGAACAGUAUCUGGUGGAUACAGUUUUAUGAGGCUUACUUGCACAAGAAGUGCCGCAUAAUGUUACAAAGAUUUGAAAUAAUAAUAAGAAAACAUACACAGCAACUUCUGAAAAAUUUAUGAAAAAGUUUAACUAUUCCAUGUGGAAUAGGAGACUAAAGCAUUUUUUUUAAAUAGUUUUCUUUUCCUUGUUUGUGACAAACUCCCGCAGCAGAAGCUUGUGAGUCACGGUUAAUACAACUAGAAUAUAUUCUGGAGAAAAUACAGGGAUUUCCAUCCCUUAACGGACCUCCUGACCAAGAACAGUUGGUGUAGGAUUCUUUUUUUUUUUUUUUCUCGAGUCUAGGAGGAUUUUCUCAAACAAACUUUGAGGGAAAUCUGAAGAAAAAUCCACAAUCACUUUGCAAUUUAAAAAAUGAAACACUUGUUUUGCCUUACCGUCCUCAAAAACCAAGAUCACUUAAUAUAGUAUUAAUUUAAUCUGAAAAAAGAGAGUUAAACAAAAAAAAUAAAACAAAAAAUAAUAAUAAAUAUAUAGUUUUUAUUAAACACGUUGGACAUUUCGCCACCCCUUUGUGGGGGGUGAGUUCUGACUAAGAAUAUUUUGUUUUUAAAACACAUUUUUGGGUUAAACAAACCUAUUGGGGCCAGGAUGCGGCUGAAGAUUUCAGCGCUUGUUGUGGUCAUUUUCGUCUACAUUUUAAGCAACUGCGGUCAAACCGAUGGGGAAAUUUGCCGAAGUAUGGACAUCCGGAACAACAUCACCCAUCUGCACAUGAUCGAGAACUGCACCGUGAUUGAAGGCCACCUGCAAAUCCUGCUCAUGUUUAAGACGAAACCCUCGGAUUUCAGUGGCCUGCGGUUCCCCAAGCUCGUGAUGAUCACAGACUACCUGCUGCUGUUCCGCGUCUACGGGCUGGAGAGUCUCCGGGACCUCUUUCCCAACCUGACGGUCAUCCGGGGCACCCACCUCUUCUUCAACUACGCCCUGGUCCUCUUCGAGAUGCUGCAGCUUAAGGAGAUUGGGCUGCACAGCCUCAUGAACGUGACGCGGGGCGCUGUGCGCAUCGAGAAGAACCCUGAGCUCUGCUACCUGUCCACCCUCGACUGGUCCAAAAUCCUCGACUCGGUGGAGGACAAUUACAUUGUCUCCAACAAGGACGAUCGCGAGUGCGGAGACGUCUGUCCGGGCACCAUCAAGGGCAAGGGCUGCAUCCAGACCGCCUUCAAUGCCCACUUCGGAGAGCGCUGCUGGACUCAGGAUAACUGCCAGCGAGUUUGCCCGACGUCUUGCAAGUACAGAGCCUGCACGAAGAACCUCCUCUGCUGCCAUGAGGAGUGUCUGGGCAGCUGCUCGGAGCCCAAAGAUGCCCGCAAGUGCGUGGCGUGCCGGAACUUCCUCCACCAGGGCAGGUGUGUCGCCACCUGCCCCAAGGGCUUCUACCGCUUCGAGAGCUGGCGCUGCAUCCCCUUUGAGUUCUGCCAGGAACUGCACAACAAGUGCAAGAACCCGCAGGAGGGCUGCGACCAGUACGUCAUUCACAACGGGGAGUGCAUCCCAGAGUGUCCAUCGGGAUACACCAUGAACACCACCACGUGAGUGCCAACCCUGGCUUCGCUGUGUGC